UGAUACCGACAUUGUAAGAAAAUAGUUAUAGAUGAAAUGAAAUGCAUUUCCAUGAAAAAUAUCUCAUUGAGAUCUUUGCAGCAAACAUGGAUAGACACGAAGAAACACCCCUGCAAUCGUCGGUGGAAGCGCAAAAUAGUGAAAAGAGUGGACAUUCAGAAGAAAGUGAAGUUUCUAUGGUGAAGAAAAAGGCCCAGUUUUCUGGGUCGUGUAGUUUCCUCGUGUCAUUACUGGGGUAUUCUAUGGGGACCUCCGAUUUUUGGAGAUUUCCUUACCUUGUUUUCCGCAAUGGUGGAGGUGCAUUUCUGUUUCCAUUCGCAAUAUUUAUGAUGCUCGUCGGCAUGCCGCUGUUAUUCUUUGAAGUAUCGGUGUCGCAAUUCUCGGCUAGAGGUCCCUUGAGCAUGUGGAAUCUUGCGCCGUUUUUCAAAGGGAUAGGGGACACGCUUUUUGCGAUUAAUCUGCUGAACAACGUUUACUACAAUAUCUUAAGGGCAUGGAUUCUUGAGUAUUUUGUUGACACAUUCCAAGCCGAGUUACCAUGGGCAAGCUGUAACCAUGAAUGGAACAGACCGGGAUGUAUUGCUAUAGAAACCGAAAGGACAGUAUCUGAUUUUGCAAAACCUAGCAACGCCACAAUGCCCGCAGCUAUAGAACUGCAUCUGCCAAGUAAUAUUACCUCGAACGUCACACAAAUGACGUCUGCGGAACAAUACUGGCAAUAUAAAGUUUUGCAGCUAUCGUCUGGUCUUGGGGACUUUGACGGCAUUAUUUGGGACUUCAUUCUGUACAUCUUCAUCUGGCGUCUUUUAGUAACAUUAUGUAUGGUGAAAAGCAUUAAAUCUAUUGAGAAGGUAAUGUUUGUCACCGUAUUUGUCCCAAUUUUACUGAUGCUUGUGAUCUGGGUCCGCUCGUUGAUGCUAAAUGGUGCCGUGACCGGGAUGUUGUACUAUCUCACACCCACGUUUGACAGGAUAACUGAUCCGAGGGUUUGGUUGGAAGCAGCGUUAAUGGCAUGUUACACACUAGGUCCUGGUUGGGGAACAAUACCUUUGAUUGGAAGCCAUAAUAAAUUCCAUGGAAAUACCAUUAAAUACUCAGUUAUCUCUACUGUUGGCGAUUUCCUAUCAGCUGUAUUGAAUGGUCUCAUUUGUUUUUCUGUUUUGGGUGUCAUGGCGCAUGACAGCGGCCUCGAUUUGGAGAAGACUGUAACUUCCGGUUUGUCGUUAGGAUUUACUGUAUAUCCUACGGCGUUUACGUAUUUUCCCCUCCCACAAUUUUGGUCAGCUGUGUUCUUUGUCAAUCUUAUGCUUGUGGGACUUGAUUCGCAGGUGUUAUCUACUGAGACAGUGAUGAAUUGUCUUCAAGAUAUGUUUCCUAAAUGGUUCAAAGGCAGGCGUAGAAGUUUCGUUAUUGUUUUUCUCAAUAUCGGCUUCUUUCUUCUCACCAUACCGUUUUGCACGAGGGGAGGGAUGUACAUUUUCCAGCUUUUAGAUUGGUAUGCUGCUGCCUGGACACUUCUCUUCGUCUGCUUCAUAGAAUGUCUGGUAUUUACAUGGGUGUAUGGUACUGAGCGUUUAAGCAAGGAUGUUGAGAUAAUGGUCGGUAGACCACUGCCUGCUUUCAUAAGGAUAUCAGGGGCUUUCUUUUCACCCUGUAUAUUUCUAGCCGUUACAAUUCUGUCUUUUGCCGAGUAUAGACCUCCGUCAUAUGGUUCUUACAGAUAUCCAGCUUUCGCUGAAGCAGUUGGCUGGUGUUUGGCAUUUCUUAUCAUAUCUCCCAUAAUCAUCGUAUUUGUGUUCAAUAUAAUUAAAACUUGGAGAACGGAUAAGAAG
Messenger RNA from Ruditapes philippinarum (Manila clam), 1832 nucleotides. RefSeq names its product sodium- and chloride-dependent glycine transporter 1-like. NCBI's taxonomy places the organism in Eukaryota, Metazoa, Mollusca, Bivalvia, Venerida, Veneridae. The record is from RefSeq and is a predicted model, not a curated record. Gene Ontology annotation, cellular component: membrane. Gene Ontology annotation, biological process: sodium ion transmembrane transport.